This is a messenger RNA of Solanum dulcamara, 1948 nucleotides long. Its product is annotated as L-ascorbate oxidase homolog. The record is from RefSeq and is a predicted model, not a curated record. Gene Ontology annotation, molecular function: oxidoreductase activity; copper ion binding. The coding region runs from base 108 to 1727 and encodes 539 amino acids. The transcript has 8 exons. Lineage: Eukaryota; Viridiplantae; Streptophyta; Magnoliopsida; Solanales; Solanaceae.
CCUCCUACCCCAUCUCUAGCCCACUCUUUCUUCUUUUAAAAUCCUAUUUCCACUCUGUUUUCUUAUUAUAGCAAAUUUCAGUGCAACAUAAAGUAAAGCAGAAAAAAAUGGUGCCGCUUCAACUCGCGGUAGCCGUGUUUUUAGUUGUAAUCGGGAAUACGGUAGUAGCAGAGGAUCCUUACAGAUACUUCGAUUGGAAUGUUACUUAUGGAACUAUUUAUCCUCUUGGAGUUCCUCAACAGGGAAUUCUAAUUAAUGGCCAAUUUCCUGGUCCUGAUAUCAACUCAGUCACCAAUGACAAUCUCGUGAUCAAUGUCUACAACAGCUUGAAUGAACCUUUUCUACUUUCCUGGAACGGAGUACAGAACAGGAGAAACUCAUUUGUAGACGGAGUAUAUGGAACAACAUGCCCAAUACCCCCAGGGAGAAAUAACACAUUCAAUCUACAAGUGAAGGAUCAAAUAGGGAGUUUUUACUACUUUCCAUCUCUUGCAUUCCACAAAGCUGCUGGUGGUUUUGGAGGGAUUAGGAUUCUUAGCAGGCCUAGAAUUCCCGUCCCUUUUCCGGAACCCGCAAACGAUUACACCAUCCUCAUUGGAGAUUGGUACAAAAAGAAUCACACGGCGUUGAAAACAAUUCUUGAUGGAGGCAAGAAGUUACCUUUUCCUGAUGGCAUUCUUAUCAACGGUCGUGGUCCUAAUGGUGUUACAUUCACAGUUGAGCAAGGGAAAACUUAUAGACUGAGGAUAUCAAAUGUUGGAUUGCAAAAUUCGUUGAAUUUCCGUGUAGAAGGACACAAAAUGACAUUAGUUGAAGUAGAAGGAACACACACAUUGCAAACAACUUAUUCCUCACUUGAUGUUCAUGUUGGGCAAUCCUACUCUGUCCUCAUUACAGCUAAUCAAGAAGCAAAAGACCACUACAUUGUUGUUUCAUCUCGUUUCACGACUCCAGUCCUUACCACCACCGCUGUACUUCACUAUAGCAGCUCUAACACCCCCGUGUCCGGUCCUCCUCCUGGUGGACCUACCAUCCAAGUCGACUGGUCCCUUAAUCAGGCCCGCUCUAUCAGGACAAACUUGUCAGCAAGUGGACCAAGGCCAAAUCCACAAGGUUCAUACCAUUAUGGUAUGAUCAACACAACUAGAACCAUCAGACUUGCUAGCUCUGCUGGUCAAGUGAAUGGCAAACAGAGAUAUGCAGUCAACAGCGUGUCGUUUGUGCCACUUGAUACUCCUCUCAAACUUCUCGACUACUUCAAAGUUGGUGGAUUCAAAGUUGGAAGCAUAUCUGAUGCCCCAACUGGUGGAGGAAUUUACCAAGACACGUCUGUCCUAGGCGUCGAUUACAGAAAAUUCAUUGAGAUUAUAUUCGAGAACAAUGAGGACAUCGUCCAGAGCUGGCAUCUUGAUGGCUACUCUUUUUGGGUUGUAGGGAUGGAUGGAGGGCAGUGGACUCAAGCUAGUAGGAACGGAUACAAUCUUCGCGAUGCAGUUUCACGUUGCACAACUCAGGUCUAUCCCAAGUCAUGGACCGCGAUAUACAUUGCAUUGGACAAUGUUGGAAUGUGGAACCUAAGGACUGAAUUUUGGGCACGACAGUACCUCGGACAACAACUUUACAUGAGAGUUUACACAGACUCUACCUCAUUGAGAGACGAAUAUCCCAUUCCAAAGGGAGCUCGUCUUUGUGGCAAGGUGGCUGGCCGGCACACACGACCACUUUAAGCAAAUUCUUGUAGAGGAGAAUUUUAUUUUAUACAAUCCUUGUAUUAUUGCGAGUUUAGAAGUAAUGCCUUAUUACUACUAUUACUACUACUAGCUGCUAAUUUGAAUGACCUUAGCUCAAGGUCGCAUUCUUUCUUUAAUUCCACGAAACAUUAUAUUUUGUUAUUUCCUCAUUGUUGUAGUUGCCUUAAAUUAUGAUAAAUGAAGUGGUUUUUUAAUUA